AUGCUACGGUCAGCAAGAGAUCGUAAUAGUCCAGAAUUGCCGCGUUUGCGAAAUGGUAUCCUAGCAUCGGCACUAGCUGAACUGGAAGCUCAGCGAAAUGUUCCGGUUGGUCAGCGACCUUCGAUUCUAACCGAGGCGGCUAAUCAGGCACUAAAUCCUGAGCUUGUUCUGAGAUUUCUCGUUGAACUGCGGCUUUUUCUGGGAUUUUUCUUCAUACAAAUGCUACGGUCAGCAAGAGAUCGUAAUAGUCCAGAAUUGCCGCGUCUGCGAAAUGGUAUCUUAGCAUCGGCACUAGCUGAGCUGGAAGCUCAGCGAAAUGGUCCAAUUGGUCAGAGACCUUCGAUUCUAACCGAGGCAGCUAAUCAGGCACUAAAUCCUGAGUAUAAUCAUCGUGGGCGCAAACGGCUCAGAGAUUCUUUGCCACCGCAAUACCAUGGUAUCAUAGCAAGUGCCUUGCAAAAUGAAAGUGAAAUGAACGGAUAUACCUUACCACCGGUUGAUGUUUCUCAAGGAUUUCGAUCAGAUGGCGGCAGUGACGGCAGGACACCGAAAGGUUCAUCCGCGAAUAGUUCGAUAGCCGCGAAGGAUUCACUGGACCGAGCACUGAGCGCUGAUGGUUACGACACAGCAGCACCACGGCAUACUAAGCGCCGAAGAUCGCGUUCCGGAAUGUUGGGAAAAUGGCUACAGGAAUUAGCGGAGUCGGCGCCGGACCUACGCUCUAAGAAGAACACCAAGCGACAGUCGUCUCUGGAAGAUAAAUUAGAUGAGCGGAAUUCGAGAAGGUUUGCUGAAGCCCGGGGUUCCCUGAUGAGUCCGCGAACGGGGAUGCUUGGGGUAUUACUCAGUGAGAAGGCAAAUAUUCCAGAGAAAUCGGUGCCUUCAAAGCCAUCAACUGCUAGCAAUCGUCCCGUUAGCUCACAAUCUAGAGUAAGCGACGUGUAUCCAUUUAUUGCGGAGGAGACUACAUCAUCAAUCAAAAGUCGAUCACCCAUCGACAGGAUCACGGAUGAGCGGGCAAAGCGGUUCUCAACGACUAGCUUCCCUCGAGAGCACGGUGAAUCUGGUGGAAUGCUACAGCAAGCACUGGAACAUCUCAGCGAUACAGUCAUCAAUCCUGCACUAAUUUUCCGGGAUUCAGCAUCGCUCGGGGAAUCGGUGACGAAACGAGGUGGAUUGAGAAGUCGAGAUUCUGGUGAUAGAAUUUCGAUUCGCAGUGUAACAUCGAAGGGAUCGGGAACGCGCUCAGCGGAACUGUCGGAGGAGGAAAAUGAAUUUGACGCAAACCCUUCGUCAAAGCUUCUGCAUUGCGCAAUGAAAGGUGAAUGGGCGACGGUGGAACAAAUUUUGCGAGAUGAAAAGGAUCUCGAUCUUACACUUUCCGAUUCUGAUGGACGGACUGUUGCGCACAUUGCUGCAGCAUUCGCAAAUGAGGAAAUGCUACGGCGGUUACUGGACCGCAAGAUUGACGUGAAACAAUGCGGCGGACGUGGUUUUACUGUCUUGUUGUACGCAGUAAAGGAUUCCAAAAUUGGCAUUUUUGCUAGCUUGCUCAGUCGCAAAGCGGAGAUCAAUGCAAAGACAAAAGAUGGGCGGAUUGUCGCGCACAUUGCUGCAGCAUUCGCAAAUGAGGAAAUGGUGCGGCGCUUACUGGACCGCAAGAUUGACGUGAAACAAUGCGGCGGAACACCUCUUCACUAUGCAUGCAGCCGUGCAUCACAACGUGGUUCUCGAGUAGUCGAUUUGUUGCUGGAACAGUGGAAUGAUGGCCGCUACGCAGAAGACGCGCAAAAAUGCCUUCCAAUUCACUAUGCGAUACAGUGUGGUAAUAUAACAACUGCAAAACUACUGCUGACCGAUGGCGAGCAGCAACAAAUAACACACGUGAAUGCGAAUGGCGAUACUUUAAUGCACGUUGCAUGUCGAUCCGAUAACACCGAUAUGCUGCAGUUGCUGGUCAAUUUUGGUGGAAUUGAUGUGAAUGCGGUAAAUGAAGUUGGAUGGACAGCGCUUCAUGAGGCCUCUUCAAAAGGCAAUGUUGCUGCCUUGAAAAUCCUUCAUCGGCUGAAAGCUAACCCUAACAUCGCCGAUAAGGAAGAUUGGACUCCAUUACAUGUAGCAGCAGCGGCUGGACAUACGAAUGUUGUGGAGCUGCUGAUCGACAAAUUUGGCGGUUCAAUACGAGCACGAACUCGAGAUGGCAGCACAUUGCUGCAUGUUGCUGCACUUAGCGGUCAUGCCGAAACCGCACUGGUAUUCCUAAAACGUGGCGUACCGUUACACAUGCCCAACAAACGAGGUGCACUGAGCCUACACUGCGCCGCAGCUGCCGGAUUUAAUGAUGUUGUUCGUAUGCUCAUUUCCAAAGGAACCCAUGUCGACAUACGAACCAGAGUGAAUGCGAACGGCGAUACUUUAAUGCAUGUUGCAUGCCGGUCCGAUAAUACCGAUAUGCUGCAGCUGCUGGUCAAUUUUGAUGGAACUGAUGUGGAUGCAGUAAAUGCCGUUGGGUGGACACCACUUCAUGAGGCUUCCUCCAAAGGCAAUAUUGCUGCCUUGAAAAUCCUUCAUCGACUGAAAGCUAACCCUAACAUCGCCGAUAAGUUUUCAACGAAUAUUCCAGGUGCACUGAGCCUACACUGCGCCGCAGCUGCCGGAUUCAAUGAUGUUGUUCGUAUGCUCAUUUCCAAAGGAACCAAUGUCGACAUUCGAACCAGGGAUAACUAUACGGCUUUACACGUUGCAGUACAAGCUGGGAAAGCAUCUGUAGUGGAAACGUUGCUCGGAUAUGGUGCAAAUGUGGAUAUUCAUGGAGGUGCAAUCGGCGAAACAGCGCUACACAUUGCCGCAUCGUUGACCACCGAGGAUGCAAUUGACUGCGCAAUGAUGCUCCUGAAAAGUGGUGCACAACCGAAUGCUGCGCGAAAUGAUGGUGAAACGGCAUUGCACAUUGCUGCAAGCAAUCCGCUUCCCGGAAUGAUACAACUGUUGCUCAGUGAAGGCGCCGAUCCUCAAAUCACAUCAGCGAGGAGCGAAAGCGCAUUGCACGUGGCAGCACGGAGUUGCAACAGCGAAGCAGUAUCGCUUAUCUUGGAACACCUCGCCAAGCAACUUUCACCACACGAAAUCAACGAAUUCGUCAAUGCUCGAACAGCUCAGUUGCAUUUCCCUGGCGAAGAAGCAAAAUUAAUUAACACUCUGAUCGAUUACGGUGGCUCACCAAACAUACAAACGAUUACGAACCAAGAAACAGCAAUGCAUCUGGCGGCUCGUGCUGGUAACGAAACUGCUCUGCUUGCUAUCGUCGCCAAAAUCGGUGCCGGUGCCGUACAGAUCGUUCAAAAUAAGCAGAGUAAGGCUGGCUGGUCACCACUGAUGGAAGCAUGUGCGCUCGGUCAUCUCGGUGUUGCGCGGAUUCUGCUCCAGCAUCAUGCUCGGGUUGAUGUUUUCGAUGAAAACGGCCGAACGGCUCUCCAUCUAGCUGCUGCUAAUGGCCAUCUCGAGCUUACAGAUUUACUGCUAAAAAAUAAAGCAUUUGAUCAUGGAGCUGCUGUGGAAGCAAUAACACUGGAUAACCAGACUGCAUUGCAUUUUGCCGCACGAUAUGGCCAGUUGGAAGUGGCACAAAGACUUCUUGCGCUUGGUGCAAAUCCAAAUGCACGCGACGAUAAGGGACAGACACCACUGCAUUUAGCUGCUGAGAAUGACUAUCCGGACGUUGUGAAACUUUUCUUGAAAAUGCGACAGAACAAUCGCGCGGUUUUGACGGCAAUUGAUUUGAAUGGUUUUACUUGCGCUCACAUUGCUGCAAUGAAAGGAUCACUGGCAGUGGUCAAGGAACUCAUGAUGAUUGAUAAGGCGAUGGUGAUUCAGCAUGGCAUGACAGCGCUUCAUUUGGGUGCAAAAAAUGGAUUUGUGUCCAUUUUAAAUGUAUUCGAUCAUUCACUGUGGAGAAAAUGCUCCAAAAAAACUGGUCUAAACGCGCUUCAUAUAGCAGCUUAUUAUGGCAAUUCUGACUUCGUGAUGGAAAUGCUAAAACAUGUACCGGCAAGCUCUCGAUCAGAACCACCCAUUUAUAAUCAUUAUGUGGUCAAGGAGUUUGCCACCGAAUACGGAUUUACGCCGCUGCAUUUGGCCGCUCAGUCGGGACACGAUGCAUUGGUUCGCAUGCUGCUCAAUCAGGGAGUACAAGUGGAUGCUACUUCAACUACUAUGAAUGGUUGGACUGGGAUGCAUUAUGCUACCAAAGCAGGCCAUCUCAAUGUUGUAAAACUAUUCGUGAAAAGCUCAGCAGAUGCUCAAGCGGAAACAAAGGAAGGAAAGGUACCGCUCUGUUUUGCAGCAGCGCAUAAUCAUAUUGACUGUCUGCGGUUUCUGCUAAAGCAAAAGCACGACACACAUGCAUUAAUGGAAGACAGAAAGUUCAUUUUUGAUUUGAUGGUAUGCGGCAAGACAAAUGACAAUGAACCGUUAAGGGAGUUCAUUCUCCAGAGUCCAGCGCCAAUGGAUACUGCUGUCAAGUUGUCCGCAUUAUAUCGCGAAAUGAGCGAAAAAGAAAAGGAACGUGCCAGAGAUUUGCUAAAUGUGUCUGAGUUUGCCGAAAACAUGGCGGUUGAAUUACUGGGUAUAACAGCAACCGAAUACAACGCCGCACUGUUGUUAAAGGCAAAGGACAAUCGUGGACGCCCUCUGCUUGAUGUGCUCAUCGAAAAUGAACAGGUGUGGAAUUUUGUGGAGCAAUUAAAAAUCUAA
Messenger RNA from Gongylonema pulchrum, 4752 nucleotides. The record is from the annotation of a GenBank genome assembly. NCBI's taxonomy places the organism in Eukaryota, Metazoa, Nematoda, Chromadorea, Rhabditida, Gongylonematidae.